This is a messenger RNA of Vidua macroura (Pin-tailed whydah), 1413 nucleotides long. It is a transcript of the gene GCM2, whose product is annotated as glial cells missing transcription factor 2. The coding region runs from base 1 to 1413 and encodes 470 amino acids. Gene Ontology annotation, cellular component: nucleus. NCBI's taxonomy places the organism in Eukaryota, Metazoa, Chordata, Aves, Passeriformes, Viduidae. Gene Ontology annotation, molecular function: DNA-binding transcription activator activity, RNA polymerase II-specific; RNA polymerase II cis-regulatory region sequence-specific DNA binding. The transcript is spliced from 5 exons. Gene Ontology annotation, biological process: regulation of transcription by RNA polymerase II; gliogenesis. The record is from RefSeq and is a predicted model, not a curated record.
AUGAAGCUCACCUGGGACAUCAACGACCCCAAGCUGCCGCAGGACCCCAAGCACUUCGACGCCUUCCAGGAGUGGCCCGAUGGCUACGUGCGGCUCAUCUACUCGAGCGAGGAGAAGAAUGCGCAGCGGCACCUCAGCGGCUGGGCCAUGCGCAACACCAACAACCACAACUGCCAGAUCCUCAAGAAGUCCUGCCUGGGCGUGGUGGUGUGCGCCCGGAGCUGCGCUCUGCCCGGCGGGGCCAGGCUGCAGCUCCGCCCCGCCAUAUGCGACAAGGCUCGGCAGAAGCAACAAAAGAAAGCCUGCCCCAACUGUAACUCUGCCCUCGAGUUGAUUCCUUGUCGAGGACACAGUGGUUAUCCAGUCACAAACUUCUGGAGGCUUGAUGGCAAAGCAAUAUUUUUCCAGGCUAAAGGAGUCCAUGACCACCCCCGGCCAGAGAGUAAACUGGAGGCAGAGGCAAGAAGAAGUGCAAUUAAGAAGCAAAUGUCCUCUUAUCACCACUCCCAGAAAAAGAGAUCUCUAAAUUCAGAGGCAGGAAGAUACCCUGACAGCAGUGGUUACACCAAUAACCUACAGAAUUUUCACUGUAUGGAUGGCCCAGAAAGAGUCAGUAUCUUCACAGACACCAGUUUUUCAACUCCAGCCCAGUCUUACCCUUCGCUGCAGAACACAGACCUCUACAAGGCACCUUACGACCCAGCCAGCUUCCAAGAGGACCAGCUAUCGCCAUACCCUCCUAAAUGCCCAAAUCCAAGGAUCUACAUGCCCAUGCCAUGCAGUUACGAGUUUGGAGUUCCUACAUUUAUAAGCUCAAGUCCUUACCCAACAUUUUACAAAGAUCUGCCCAGUCCUGCCGUUGAUGCAGACCCCCUCACUGUGAACGGGUCUCACUACAACUCUGUGACCACCCAUGAUAAGAGCUUUGAUAACCCUGUCAGACAUUACGGAUUGAAACCAGCGUGGGGGAAAACCGGCAGUGGAGACUGGAGUGACUACGGGCAGAUGGCAACAAGUGCUCCCCACCCUUACUGCAGUGGAGACUAUCCCUGCAGGUACAGCCCCAGCCCCGCUCCCAUGGCCCCACCACUGCAGACAGUCAUCACCACCACCACCAAGGUGUCCUACCAGGCCUACAAGCCAACCACGCUGAAAUACAGUGACAACCUCUGCGACAUGAAAAACCUCCAGAGCUACACCCACGUGGCAGAAAACAUCUCAGGUGCUGUCUAUUCAGGGAUGAAGAUUCAAGAAGACUUUGGAAUGAUAAAGUCAGCGUUGCUCUACCAGCAUGACUCCAUCCCCACAAAAUCCAAACCAGCUGAGAGUGUGGAGAGCUAUCGGUAUGGGCUCCCUCUGGGGAACAGCUUUGCUGAGCAUGAAGGCCUAAGGUUUGAGAGUGCUGAAUAUUGA